CGGCUCCUCUGCCUGUGUAGGCUCCUGAGAAAACUGAACUACAAUUCAUUUAAGACGUCAGCAAACAGUUCACUGGAUGAUUGAUGGCUGCUGUUUGGACCCGUGCUGAGCUGGACCUGAGAGAGGUGAACUUCUGCAGAACCUCAGCAUGAUCAUGGCGGCGGUGGGGUCAGAGGUCACGGGUUCGUGGUUCCUGUCCUUGGAGGUCGUUGGUUUCUUCAUCCUCCUCCUCCUGCUCUCCAUCUUCCUCACAGCUCUCUGCAGCGACUGUGGGAGGCGUUCGUUCGAGCUGCGAGAUCCUGAAGUGGACAGAAAUCCCUCCAGUCUCAUCCGGGUGGUGAAGCUGGAGGAGGCUCUGGGGGCAAGAGAGAAUCCGAUGAUCAACGAGAUCCAGAACGACGAGAAAGGAGACGCGGCGUCGUUUACUCCCUGGAGGAGCCACCUGGGGGCGCCACAGAACCACCAGGUGACUCAGACCAAUGGCAGCACAGCGGUGAUAAAGACGACGAGCGGAUCUGAGACUUCUGGAGAUGAAACCCCGGUCUCGUUCACUCCGUGGAGGAGCCACCUGGGGGCGCCACAGAGUCGAGAUCUGAACGGCUCCGCCCCUCAGGACCACAUCUACAGCGUCAUCGGAGGAGGGCGGGGCAGCAGCGCUGGUGACGCUGACGCAUCAUCACCAACAACCAAUCAAGAGCCGGGGGAGGAGUCCAGCGCUCGCUCUGGAGUGGCGCUCGAUUUGAAUGACAGGAAUUCAAUGUACGCACGAGUCAGCAAGAAGGAGAGACAAGCCACGCCCCCUGUUCAUACACCUGAGGAGGUGCAGGUGGAGCAGGAGGAGGAGGAGGAGGAGGAGUCUCCUCCGCUGCCUGACAGGAGGACACAGCUGGAGGGAUGACGAUGAUGAUGAUGAUGAUGAUGAAGAUGAUUAAGGACAUGAGAUGAAACAAAGAACGAGAGAAGAAGAAAAAAGAAAACAUUUUUCACAUUGAACUCUGAACACGUCACAUGACACACGUCACAUGACACGUCACAUGACACGCGUCACAUGACACACGUCACAUGACACGUGUCACAUGUCACAUGACACGCGUCACAUGACACGCGUCACAUGACACACGUCACAUGACACACGCCACACGUCACAUGACUGAUUGGUUUCCAGCCAUCAGCUCAGAGCUGCUGUGGUUCUGGUUCUGGUUCUGGGUGGAGUGACUGGCUCUCUUCAUGAUCCAGAUCCUGCAGGAACCUCCUCUGUCGGACAUUUUAAACUAUCAUGUCUGAAGAAUAAAAUGAUUGUAUUUUGAGGAAAUUGUUGUACAAGCGUUAAUGUUUAACACACAGGACAUUUAUUGAGACAGGUAGAAGUGUAGCCACGUGGUUUUGAAGAGAGCUGAUGUCGCUGUGACGUGUGACUCCGUCACUCUGACAUGUUAGUAAUUAAAUAAGACAGCACGACUGAACCUGCUCUCAGCCUGAGAGGCUACAAGCUAAUUCACCGACUCAUUCUUGUCAAUCAGCUGUCCUCAUGACACUGAAACCAGACGCUGAUGUAAAGGUUUCUAUAUGGUCCGAUCUGGCCCGUGUCCACAUAAUGUUCUUCCUGGGCAGAACAGUUCUGGCUCUGUGGAGCGCUCUGAAAAAAGUUCUCUGCAGCUGGAACUAUUGAAAAAAGUUGCUGGUGGUCAGAACUAAACUCCAUGUGGACCCGGGCCUCAUCCUCCGUUGACUGUUGUGGUUCGAUUGAUUGUACAGAGGAGGAAAUGGUCGUUUGUUGUCUGAGAUAUUUGGUUGAGUAAACGUUGUGUUACAGAAACUGAAGAUGAUUUGAU
Molecule: messenger RNA, 1832 nt
Organism: Acanthopagrus latus (yellowfin seabream)
Lineage: Eukaryota; Metazoa; Chordata; Actinopteri; Spariformes; Sparidae
Exons: 9
Coding region: 149-898 (249 amino acids)
Source: RefSeq, a predicted model, not a curated record